GUGGUCGGCCCUGACGAACAAAGCGGCGUGCUCGUGUUUAUUUUGUUUUUAUAUUCAAUUAAUAUGAAAAUCUCACGCUUUAAGAAAUCUCACAAAACUUUGGUGUUCUUUGCUACAAACUUCGACUACCGCGAGCCAUACCAAGUGCUUAUUGAUGCCACCUUUUGCCAAGCGGCGCUGCAGCACAAAAUUAUAAUAGAGGAGCAGAUCAAGAAGUAUUUUCAAUGCCAGGCCAAGUUGCUGACCACGCAGUGCGUUAUACUCGAAGCAGAAGCAUUGGGAGCACCCCUAACAGGCGCCACUUCCAUUGUUAAGCAGUUUCAUGUGCACAAAUGUGGACACGAGGGUAAACCUGUCGCUGCUGCUGAUUGCAUAAAGUCUAUGACCAAGGACAAUCGGUAUAUAGUCGCUUCGCAGGAUCGCCGGCUCCAACAAAGUUUACGCAAAAUUCCAGGACGCUGUUUACUUUAUCUACACAAAGCUACACCGGUACUGGAGGCGCCAUCAGACGCUUCCAAAAAAUGUGUGCAAAAGCGCACCAAGCAGCUAAUGCUCGGCAAGCAGGUAGCAAAAAUAGAUUAUAUGAAGCAACAGCAAGGCAUAUGCACUACAGAAAAUGAUGGAACACCAAAGAAAAAGAAAGGACCAAAGAAUCCCAAUCCUCUAUCCUGUAAGAAGAGUAAAAAGCAGAAGGAAUCGCCUCAGCAAAUCCUACAUCGUGUAGAACAGACAACAUUGACGAAAGCCAAGAGAAAACGUGUCAAGAUUCCAGCGCAUGUGAAGGAGGCGUUAAGCAAGCCAUAACUACUAACUAGCUAAGCGUAUACAAUUGUAAUUAGUGUCUAUAUUUCUUUUGUUUCUAGAGUGAUAAUGAUGUUAA
Molecule: messenger RNA, 880 nt
Organism: Drosophila busckii
Lineage: Eukaryota; Metazoa; Arthropoda; Insecta; Diptera; Drosophilidae
Product: rRNA-processing protein UTP23 homolog
Exons: 3
Coding region: 64-804 (246 amino acids)
Cellular component (GO): nucleolus; small-subunit processome
Molecular function (GO): small ribosomal subunit rRNA binding
Source: RefSeq, a predicted model, not a curated record